GCGGCGGGGCCGGGGAUGCAGCUCCCGGCGGGGCCGGGCGCCCUGGCCGCCCCCCUGCUCUCCAUCCCCGUGGCCUUCGGCAUCACCGGCGCCACCGCCCUGGCGGACAACCCCCCACUGCUGGUGCUGACGGUGACCCUGGUGCUCCUUGGCCUCUUCUCCAUCAUCCUCCUCGUCAGCGGCGUGAGCCACUUCCAGGACCCCCUGUUCUGUGUGUUCGUGGUGUUCUCCUUCGUCUCUGGCGUCGACCUCAUCAUCGCCCUGGAGGAUGGGUUCAUCUCUGGCUUCAUGGAGGUCUAUGUCAGAGAGGGCGAGCCCUACCUGCGCACGGCCCACGGGAUCAUGAUCUGUUACUGGGAUGGCGUCGUCCACUACGGGCUCUACCUCACCAUGGUCAUGGCCAUCGGCCACAGGAAGAACUACAGGAACCUGGGGCUCUUCUGGCUGGGCUCGCUGCUGAUGAGUGUCGUGGUUUUCCUGCUGGGGAACAUGAUCGGGAAAUACAGCUCCGAGCUCAGCCCCUCCUUCCUGCUCAACCUGCCCUACAUCCUCCUCCUCCUCUGGGCCGGGGCGAGGCUGUUCCAGCAGCCCAGGGAGCCGCUGCCCCUCAGCCCCGAGAAGGUGGCGGAGGAGCAGCGCAAACCCCUGUACCGGCGGCCCCAGGACGCGGCCCUGGUGCUGGUGCUGCUGCUCAUGGCCUCGUUCACCUUCUUCAGGGGGAUGGUGGUUCUGGACUGUCCUGCUGACUCGUGCUUCGAGUACAUCUACCAGCACGAGCCGUACCUGCGCGACCCCGUCGCCUACCCCAAAGUGCAGAUGCUGAUCUACAUGUUCUACGCCCUCCCCUUCUUCCUGCUCUGCAUCUACGGGCUGGUGCUGCCCGGCUGCUCCUGGCUGCCCGACUGGAGCCUGGUGUUUGCCGGGGCCGUGGCACAGGCUCAGUUCUCCCACCUGGGCUCGUCGCUGCACGCCCGGCCCCCCUUCCCCUACCAGACCCCCGACGACGUCCUGUGGAGCUUCCUCCUGUCCAACAUCCUCUACGCGCUGGGCCCGCAGCUCCUGGUGCUCCGCUGCCUGCGCUGCCCCGCCUUCUUCCAGCCCCCCGCUCCUGCCGGCCUGCUCCGGGCAAAGAACACCAGUGACGGGGCCUGCCCGGCCCGGGGGGCUGCUCUGCCCACCCUGGGGGCUGCUGUGCCCACUCUGGGGAUUGCUGUGCCCACCCUGGGCGCUGCUCUCCCCACCCUGGGGGCUGAUCUGCCCACCCCGGGGGGCUGCUGUUUCCAGCCUGGCAGCUGCUGUCCUCAC
Molecule: messenger RNA, 1305 nt
Organism: Chiroxiphia lanceolata (lance-tailed manakin)
Lineage: Eukaryota; Metazoa; Chordata; Aves; Passeriformes; Pipridae
Gene: TM6SF2
Product: transmembrane 6 superfamily member 2
Biological process (GO): regulation of lipid metabolic process; lipid homeostasis
Cellular component (GO): endoplasmic reticulum membrane; endoplasmic reticulum-Golgi intermediate compartment membrane
Source: RefSeq, a predicted model, not a curated record